GGUCAAUGGCGUCUUUGCUCAAUGGGAUGGGCCAAAUACCGCAAUGAGCGACUUUGCUCUUUGGGUUGGAUUCAGUGCCGCCUUGAUUCCUGCAUCUGGGGGCAGUCAGGGGUGAUUGCUUUAAUCUUCGUGGACAACUUUUACUUCUUUGGGGCGCAGGAGGACAUAAACGCUGUCUAUCCCGAAACUGCGAUGGCUCUCACGCUUGUCGCUGAGCCAGCACAAGAAACCGCAACAGAAUUCGUUUACGACAUUCUGUCAAUUUCGGUUCAUCUGGGGAAAAAUGGCCGCCUUUGA
Amoebophrya sp. A120 is the source of this 297-nucleotide messenger RNA. NCBI's taxonomy places the organism in Eukaryota, Dinophyceae, Syndiniales, Amoebophryaceae. The record is from the annotation of a GenBank genome assembly.